AGCCGAGGCGCGUCGGCGUCGGGUCGGGGCAGGAUGAGGCGGGUGAAGGUCGUUCUGGGGCACCUGUCCGGCGCGGGGCCGCCGAGCGCCAGCCCGUGCCUGGGCCUCUUCGGGGCCGCGCGCACGGGGCCGCGCGCGGACGACGUGGUGGUGGUGCACGGGCGCCGGACCCCCAUCGCCAAGGCCAAGCGCGGGGGCUUCAAGGAUACAACACCAGAUGAGCUCCUUGCGGCAGUCAUGACAGCUGUCCUUAAAGACCUAAAUCUGAGCCCUGAGAAACUGGAAGAUAUUUGUGUUGGAAAUGUGCUUCAACCUGGUGCUGGAGCUAUAACAGCAAGAAUUGGACAGUUUCUAAGUGACAUCCCCGAGACAGUGCCAUUGUCGUGUGUGAACAGGCAGUGUUCAUCAGGGUUGCAAGCAGUGAUCAACAUAGCUGGUGGCAUCAGAAAUGGAUCUUAUGAGAUCGGCAUGGCCUGUGGAGUGGAAAGCAUGUCUCUGCGUAGCGCUGGCGAUCCUGGGGACGUCAGCCCUCGGAUGGUGGACAGUGCCAAAGCAAGAGACUGCCUUAUCCCAAUGGGAAUAACCUCUGAGAAUGUGGCGGAAAGAUUUGGUGUCUCCCGGAAAAAGCAAGAUGCCUUUGCCUUGGCUUCCCAGCAAAAAGCAGCUCGCGCCCAAAAGUUGGGAUUGUUUAAAAAUGAGAUCGUCCCUGUGACCACGACUGUCAGUGAUGACCAGGGCAACACGAAAACGAUCACUGUGCUCCAGGACGAAGGGGUCAGGCCAGGCACCACGCUGGAGGGCCUGGCGAAGCUGAAGCCAGCCUUCAAGGAGAAUGGGACCACGACUGCUGGUAAUUCCAGCCAAGUUAGUGACGGUGCUGCUGCGGUCCUUCUGGCCAGACGCUCCAAAGCAUCACAGCUGGGCCUUCCUAUCCUUGGAGUGCUGAAGUCUUACGCUGUAGUUGGAGUCCCACCUGAUGUUAUGGGCAUAGGGCCAGCCUACGCCAUUCCAGCAGCUUUGGAAAAGGCUGGUUUGACUGUGAAUGACAUCGACAUAUUUGAAAUCAACGAGGCCUUUGCUAGCCAGGCUGUCUACUGCAUGGAGAAGCUUGGCAUCCCCCUGGAGAAGGUCAAUCCUCUUGGUGGUGCCAUUGCGUUGGGCCACCCUCUGGGUUGCACCGGGACUCGGCAGGUUGUCACUCUGCUCUCUGAGCUGAAGCGUAGAGGGAAGAGAGGGUAUGGUGUGGUCUCCAUGUGCAUUGGGACGGGCAUGGGAGCUGCAGCAGUGUUUGAGUACCCUGGGAAGUGAACUGAACUCCAGCCUGGCUGAAGUUGCCAACUCUCCCAACACCUGGAACGUUCCAGCAACUGAGAACAAGGAAAGGUCCCGCUAGAUGAAUCUGUUCAUAAAUCUGUCUAAUGAAACAGUGCUUAAUGUGCAGCCUGCGAGUGGGUCGCAUCCCACAGGGCUUCCCCUUCCCUCCUUCAUUGCAGACUCUGCUUCCGGCCGAGAUGCUGCCAUGGAACCCGGUCAAUCUGGCAUUGGACUUAACAGGAAGAUGUACCAGCUGUAAUGGAGUGGCACUGAGAAACUUGACACCGCGAGACUUGCCUGUGGCGUGGAACUGGUUGAGCACCUCCCUGGGCACUGGAACCUCAUGAAAUGAAUUGCAUCAUUGGGAGUGGGAUGUAGCGGGCACGGGGUCUGCUUCUAACCAUGUGAGGAGAGAGAUUUGAGUACCGGUCCUUUUGCGGAUGGGCUCCUUCAUGAGUGGUUCAUUGAGUAACAAGGAACGACUGGCACAGAACUGCUGCAGCAGAGCUUGCUUCGGGAAACGGUUCCUGUGGGGAAGCUUAAGGAAAUGGGGGCUCUGCAUUCUGAAGCAAGCACCUGAGUGACAUGGCCAGGAUUGGCAUGUGGCUUGGGGCGUGUCCCACUUAAGCACUUCAGCGCAUUCUAGAGGCUGCCUUUUAAAAAGUGUUUUUAAAGAGAAAAUGAGGCCACAGCCGCUUCUGGCAGCAACAGCUUAAGGCGAUUUGCCAUCAUUCCUGUUUCCAUAUAAGAUCACUGGGAAGCACGGGGUUUCCUCAUCCAUCCUGUCCGUCCUCGUGGCAAUUGAUACCCAUUUGUGGGGGACCGUCAUGUUCCAAAUGGCUGUGGCCUAUUAACAGCUUUUAAAAAUACAUAGAAGGCAGCCCUCGUUUAGAAUAAAAAUGGGCAAGCUCUCAGAAAUGCAUAUUCACUCACAUAUGUAAGAGACUCUAGAAAACGCAGAACUGGCUUGGACUGAAUUCAGAACAGCCGUCCUUUCCCUCUGGCUCAUGCAGGUCACAAAUGCUUCACUGCUUUGUUGAAGAGACCAAACUGAUUCUUUGUUGAUUAAAGACGCUCUAAUCUAAAAUUAGUAAAACAGUUGAGAGACUUGGAAGGAAAGGUUAUGCACUACCAUUCAUGUCAGUUUUCUUGCCUAUUAAAUUCUCAACCUCUUAA
This is a messenger RNA of Varanus komodoensis (Komodo dragon), 2490 nucleotides long. It is a transcript of the gene ACAA1, whose product is annotated as acetyl-CoA acyltransferase 1. The record is from RefSeq and is a predicted model, not a curated record. The transcript is spliced from 12 exons. Gene Ontology annotation, biological process: phenylacetate catabolic process; fatty acid beta-oxidation. The coding region runs from base 34 to 1308 and encodes 424 amino acids. Lineage: Eukaryota; Metazoa; Chordata; Lepidosauria; Squamata; Varanidae. Gene Ontology annotation, cellular component: peroxisome. Gene Ontology annotation, molecular function: acetyl-CoA C-acyltransferase activity.